This is a messenger RNA of Lodderomyces elongisporus, 2211 nucleotides long. RefSeq lists its product as uncharacterized. Lineage: Eukaryota; Fungi; Ascomycota; Pichiomycetes; Serinales; Debaryomycetaceae. Gene Ontology annotation, molecular function: phosphatidylinositol binding. Gene Ontology annotation, biological process: retrograde transport, endosome to Golgi. The record is from RefSeq and is a predicted model, not a curated record. The coding region runs from base 1 to 2211 and encodes 736 amino acids. The transcript has a single exon.
AUGUCUAAUGGGAACCUCUUUGACGAUAUAGAAGAAGACAACAACCCCUCUUUCUACUACGGCAAUCCUUCCAUUUUAACUGACCCAUACCAUACAACUAGCAAUAGCAACAGCAGCAGCAACAACAACAACAACAGCAACAACAACAACAGCGCUGAACAGAAUGCCGAAAACAAAAAAGAGAUAAAGACAAGUGGUGCCAUCAAGACUCAAGGUGCUACAAGAGCCAACGGCAGCAACAAGAGCAAGACUAAUAGCAAUAAACAGUCAAAGAACCACAAGAGCUCUUCCCCAUCAUCAAUACCACCUCCUUCUUCUCAAAAACAGCAACAACAGGAGCAACAGCAACAGCAACAGCAACAACAACAGCAACAAAUCAACAAGACAUUCCAACUGCAUACUGAUGACGAAUACCCAACCGACUUGGUCAACAGCACAAUUGGCCUUUCAAACAAAAUCACCCAGUUGCUCAACUCCAAAGACUUGAAAAUCGAUAUUGUAAACUCUGAGAAAUUGAUCAACUCAUCCAUCAUUGUGUACACAAUCCUGCUCGUAUCGGAAAAGAUUGAUAGCAAAAUAGUCGUCAAGCGAAGAUAUAGCGAGUUCAAAUCAUUGCGAGAUAACCUUAUCCGGCUCUUCCCUACAUUGAUUAUACCACCUAUCCCUGAAAAACAUUCCAUAUUGAGCUAUUUGUUGACAACAAUAAACACCGAUAACGAAUCAAACAUAAUCGAGAUGAGAAAACGGUACUUUAAAUUGUUCUUGGACGAUAUUGUAUUUGACUCAAAUGAGUUGUUGAAAAAUUGUCCAUUGGUUCACAAGUUCUUGGACCCAAACUAUGAAUUAUGCUGGUACAAUGCAUUGAAUGAACCGCCGAUAAACGUUUUGCCAAACAACUUACUCUUGGCCAACCCAGUGAACCCGGCAGAUCAAAAUGGACUAUACUCCAUUUUGCCCAUUGUUAACGGCUUUGAUAUUAGCACCAGUAAGCAUGACAACUUGUCCAACUUGAAGAAAAUCAAUGACGAGUUAUACAAACUAAAUGACCAGAUCAAGUUAUUUGAACUCAGAGGCUUUGAACAAGACCUCAAGUUCAACAUUCCCGAUGAAAUGAUCACUUUUGAACAACGGUUCCACAAGGUCAUCAAGAGCUUAUCGCAUUUGAACAAAAUUGAUUUAAAAACAACAAAGGAUUACAAAGGAUUGAUCAACAUUUUGAUUGAUCUUGGUGGCAACCUCAACAAUUUCUCGUUGCAGAUAUACCAACAAAAGAAACACGACUUGGAUAUCGAUGAAACCGAAAAUGUUUCAAAUCAAGAACAAUCACAUAACGACUUAUCCGAGACAAUUGAGAAAUUUGGUUCAACAAUGGAUCAAUCUUUUCUCAACUUUGAAAACUUUGUGUUUAAUCAAUUGAUUCCACAAUGGCAGGAACCAGUGAAUCAAAUAUUGCAGUAUAACCAAACGGCAUUGAACUUGAUCAAAUUUUACAAAUACAAGAUUAUUCAAUUCAAAGUGCUUUACAAAUUAAAGUUUAACAAGUUCCAACAAUUGGUCAAUUUAAAUAGCAUCACUGGUGGUGGUAACUUGAGUAGCUUGAGUAGCUUGAGUAGUUUGCAUGGGUCAGGUAGUAAUGGCGUUAGUGGCGGAAAUGGCAAUGGAGAAACGCUCCAAGCAUCGACUAGUGCAAGUAGUUUCACAUCUGCGAAAACAGACGAAGAAGAAGAUGCUGUUGUCAUCAACUCGCUAGACCAUCUCAAGGAGCUUAACAGCCCCACAUUGAACAAUGCAUUAAAGAACAUUUCACUUAAAAAAGUUGCCAAGAAAUCAUCAUGGUAUGGGUUAUUUGGCGGAAACAACCAGCCAAAGAAGUUUAAUUUCCAAUUACCAGUAGAUGAGUCUAGUCGCCCCUCGUCCAAUUCUUCACCUAUGCUUGGUCAUACACAAAACCCUACGGCAUCAAUCAAAUUCAAAUUGGCACAUUUGGAGAAGGAAUUAAACAAGAUCAACCAACUUAUCGAACUAUGCAAUGAUGACAUGAUGCUGUUGACACAAGCAAUAAUGGAUACAUUUAAUGAAUUUAUGCGGAAAAUGGAAAAGAAAUGGUUAACAAUAAUGAUAAAUUAUUUAAAGAAUGGUAAGGCAUUGUUUGAAGAGAAUUUGACAAAUUGGAAACAUUUUAGAGAAAGUUUUGAAGAAGUGAUUACAUAG